GUUUUAGAAUCAACUUUUUGUUUUUAUAAAGGAAUAUUUUUUAUGUGCGGAUCGGUGCAACCCUGCACAUUGUUUGGAUCAAAACACUAUUAUCACUGCAUUCGCAUUUCACCCACCACCCACCUAUUGGUGCACCGACACUUUGGGAGAGAGUGAGAAGGCGGCACACGCUCCCAGCUCCCAGCCACCUGCUGAUAUCAAAAGCAAAAGUUUGCAAACAUCGCCACUCUCGGCCGCAAUAAGCAUUUGAUAGUCAGUCAGUCAAGUUUCGUUGACAUUGAACUGAAGCAAUGAGUGGAAGGCGCACAGUGAUUAUCUUCAAAUCCGAAUCGGAGAGUAGUGACCGGUACGCGGAGGAAUUGCAUGCCAAUGGCUUCAAUCCGAUAUUCGUGCCAACACUCAGUUUCGGUUUCAAGAAUUUGGAACAAUUGCGAGGCAAAUUGCAAACGCCCGACAACUUCGCUGGCAUCAUUUUCACCAGCCCGCGCUGCGUCGAAGCCGUUUGUGAAGCAUUGCAGUUUGCCGAACUGCAUGGCGGUUGGAAACUAUUGCAUAAUUAUGCAGUUGGCGAGGUCACACACAAUUUGGCACUGUCGUCGCUGCAACAACUAUUCACGCAUGGCAAGCAAACAGGUAAUGCCCGCAAUCUGGGCGAUUACAUAGUGGACACGUUCGACGGUUCGCGCAACUUGCCGUUGCUGCUGCCUUGCGGAAAUCUUCGCACUGAUUUGCUGCUCUCGAAGUUGGUGGAAAACGGUUUUCAGGUGGACGCAUGUGAAGUGUACGAGACAGUUUGUCACCCGGCGUUGGCCGAGAAUAUGGAACGCGCCUUACAGGCCGACAACAUCGAGUACUUUGCCUUCUUCUCGCCAUCGGGCGUGAAUUGCGUGCAUGAAUACUGCAAAGCUCACAAUGUGAAUAUGGACAAAUGGAAGUUGGUGGCAAUAGGACCAAGCACGCGUUUGGCUAUGGAGGAGCGUGGUCUGCAAGUGUUUCAAACAGCCGAGCGACCUUCGGUGGAAUACCUCAUCAAGGUUUUAUUGAAUCCGAGUGUUGGGCGGCCAAAGCCGACUGGUGAAAUAAAAGCGGAAGACUAGUAAAUUGUUGUUGAGUGGUGGGAGUGAUUCCCAGCUGUUUGAAGUUUUUCCUUUUAUCUAAUUAACUGUUAAACGCCGUACAAAGGGUGGCCUUAUCGAAUAUUUAUAAUGUUUGUGAUCGAAUGUAUUGUAAAUACAUAUAUACACGUUUUUAUUUACAUACUUAUGUAUAUAUGCACAUUCAUUCGUUUAAUUGCAGUGAAAACAAAUAAUUGUUAUUGUAAUAAAUGCAUCUAAUAUACAAGUAGAUACGGUGCAUACAUAUGUAUGUAAGCAAUUUUAUAAGAAAACGUUCAAAUUGAUCGGCAUAUUUUUAAAUUUUUUCUAUUAUUAAGCACAUGAAAGUCAGCUAAAGCGCUGUAAAUAAGCAUAGAGGCAAGAUAUGUGCAACUUGCACUUUCGAUGAAAUUACACAUGCAUUGGUGAUGUACACAUAUUGUUGGUACAUAUGUAGUUCUCUCAAGAAGUGAUCUAAUAAAAUACACAAUUUUUUUCUUUGUUCAAUUUCCGAGUUUUUAUUUAUUUUCUCCUUACAUAUAAAUAUAUCAAUAAAUAUAUUGUAAGAGCUCACUUUAGACCGUCUUCACUCGUAUGCACAUACCACACACACACACAUGUGGAUCCGAAAUAAAUAAUUAUUUUUCGUCUAUUCAAACAGUUGUGUCUCAUAUAAAUUAUCUAUUAUUCACAAGUGCUACAGAUACUUAAACGUAAUUUAAUUGGAUUUAACGUUUGUGUAAAAGUAACGGAACUCGUAGGCGUUGCAUUUUCGUAAACAAAUUCGGUACAAAAAUACAGUUGAUGUAAUAUACGCUAAUUUGAUUUCAUGGCAAAUAUAUGAAGGUAUUCAAUCUUGGCGAGUAUGUAAACAGUGUAAAUAUUCCAGCUGAAAAUAAAAAGUUUACAAGCUUAUCGAAAAACGGGCAGGUGGAUGGUGUGAAUAAAUCAACAAUUUUGUUGGUGUCAAGCAAUACCGCCUAAAUAGUUCUAGGGAAUGCCACUGAGGUUAUUUCUAUUACAUAUGUAGGUCCAGCUCUUAUAGAAGAACUAUUUGAGUUACAUCUAUAGGUUAUUAAUGUUGAUGAUUCACAAUAAAAAAUCCCAACAAUUCACGCGGCCUUUGGACUCCUGUUCACAUUUGUUCCGUUUCAUGGAGCUGAAUGUGAACUUGUAGGUAAUAGAAAACUAGAAAUUAAAAGAUCAGAUUUCAUAUCAAAAUCAAUAUUGUUUUAUUUAUAAAUCAUCCAUUUGACUUUUUAUUGUUCCAUUAAAACCAUUUUAUUUUUUACAUUUAAGAAUAUUCAUUUCAUCGCAUUUCUAUAUUUAUAUGUAUGUAUACAAAACUUGAACUUCACUCUGCACGAAGAACCAAAUGACUUGUUGCUAAGUUUCAAAAGUUUAGUGUUGAUUAGUUAAUUAAUUCAGCAAUUUUUUGCAUUUUGUAUUGGCCUACCAAGUGGUUGAGAAUUCAGUACAUUCAUCUUCUCUACAGUUGUAAUACUUUAUCUUCAAAAACAAAAAAAAAAAUAAAACCUUAGCUAUAACCUAGUGGAAUUAAACAUGCUUUUAAUUGCAAAACACGAAAAAACAUAUAAUUAGUUGGGAGAAAGUGGUAACGAUAAGACAGCUGUAACAAGUUGCAUUCAGAGUCGGUCCGUGUUGUGUGUUAUUGCGACGUCAAGUCAAUCCCAUUGGCGCAAAUCCUUAGCAUAAUACUCAAUCCUCCCACUAUAACAAAGGUGCAGUUAUGAAUUCUUUCAUUCAAUCCAUUGGUGGUGGUGUUUAUUACGCUUAGAACAAAUGCAAAAAAAGGUUGUGUCUCUAAUUUCAGUAGACUCGUGACUUAAAGUAAAUAUUAUUGUAGUUUGUUAGUUAGUGUAGGCUUUUGGAAACCCCAUUUCCCUUUUGCUCAAAACUUGAAGUUCUUGCGUCAUUUACGUUCAUCUUUCAACCUCUUCUUCUUCUUCUAAUAAUACAAUGUUUUAUUUUUAUUUUAUUAUAUUAUGUAUAAUAUAAUUAUUUUUGCCAAUGAAUAAUAACAAUUUUUUAAUGUAAAUGGAUUCCCGUUGCGUUGCUCUUUUCUGCUUGCUUGAAUGAUUACGACUUCCAUUUAUAUUUAUCCUUUCAAAUUAAUAGUACUGUUAUUUAAUAAUAAUGUGUAAUAAUUAUAUAUAUAGAACAACUAUACCUUAAAUUAUCUUUUAUAUCAUUUAAAAGUUUUUCUCAAAAAAACAAAAAAAAAAUACAAUUUAUAUAUAUCUGUAUUGUGUAUAUAUAUAAAGUUGGUACUCAAUAAUAAAAUAAUUAAGACGGAACGAUUCAGAAAAUGCGUGGAUCUACGUUUCUCAUUUUGGCGAUUGUGUGUAUGUGGCUAAAAAGGAGAAAAACAAUUGACAUUUUAGUAUCGCGCGGGAAAGUUGGUUUUCAAUUUCAGAUUUCAAAAUUACUCUUUUCUUUUAUUUUCGCAAACUUUCAGUUUUAGUUUAAAUACUUAGAAGCUUUUAAAUAAAUGCCAAAAGCACAGGAAUAUUUGUAAAUUAAAUUUAAAAAGAAUGAACAAAAGGCAGAAAACAAAGUAAAUGUAAACGAUUUCACAAUGAAAUCGCUAACUUUUAGGAGGAACAGCAUUUCUUCUGUUUUUGUUUUUUUUCUUGUUUGCCAUUAGAUUUAUGUACUUUUAUUCAAAAAGGAAAGAAAAUGCAUUUGAUUGUUUCUACGAAUUUGAAUUGUAAGCGUUUUUUUCAUUUUUCAUUAUCAUUUUUGUUUUUGUUUUAUGUUCUUCUUUAGGGUAUUUUAUCUACUUUGCGACAUCGAAGACUUUAUCUUAUCAAAAGUGUAUCAAAUUUCAAUUCUUAAUUCGUAAAUAGUAAUGCUUUCAUUUAAAUAAUGAUCGACUUGCAUACGGCCGAUCGAACGGAGGUGUGUUUUUCGUUAGUUGGUUGAUUGCUUGCUGGGAAUUGUUGUUGUUGUUUUUAUUGUUGAAAUAGCCGCUGCUGUUGAUCUUGUUGUUCUAUACAAAGGACUGGCUGGACAUCAUAGUACCAUACCAGUCAUCCUCGGCCAGUGCGCACCAAGCUCCCACUCACCAAUUUACA
Molecule: messenger RNA, 4192 nt
Organism: Zeugodacus cucurbitae (melon fly)
Lineage: Eukaryota; Metazoa; Arthropoda; Insecta; Diptera; Tephritidae
Gene: Uros1
Product: uroporphyrinogen-III synthase
Exons: 1
Coding region: 291-1097 (268 amino acids)
Biological process (GO): uroporphyrinogen III biosynthetic process
Molecular function (GO): uroporphyrinogen-III synthase activity
Source: RefSeq, a predicted model, not a curated record